UUUUGGUUCAGUCUGUAGGCUGUCUGAAGACUGAGAGCUCAACCAGGAGGUGGAGUAACGUUGCUCUUCUACUCCGCGGGACCAGACAUCAGCUGCAAUGUUGCUAUUGAGCUGAAAUAACAGUAUUUGUUGACUGUAAUACAUGACAGCACGCAGCAGACAUGGAGCCUCACAAAUCCGUGACCUUGUGGAUAUUUUGUUUGUGCCUAAUUGGAGAGAGUGCAUCUGAAAAACAAAGUUUCUUUUCACCAGAGAGUCAAAAUGGUGAAAAUGGGUUGUCAGAUUUUUGUCGUAUCGAUGAACAACUAUGCAAAGACGACAACGCCGUUCUCACCUUUGAGGCCAUCUGUAGUAUCCAUAAGCAGAUGGAUGAUGAUGCAAACGGCAAUGUAGACGUAGUAGAGACUGAUGGCUUCCUCCGAGAAGAUCUUAACUACCAUGACCCCAAAGCCAAGCAUAACAGUUUCCAUGGUGAUGACCAGUUCAUCAGUGUGGAGGACUUGUGGAAUGCCUGGAAGGGAUCUAAAGUGUAUAAUUGGACAGUAGAUGAAGUGGUGGAAUGGCUCAUCAACUAUGUAGAAUUACCUCAGUAUGUGGAUGCAUUUCGCAAGAUGGCUUUCAAUGGAAGUAUUAUGCCAAGGCUGGCUGUGAAGAAUACCACUCUGACGGUCUCCAUUCUGAAGAUUCUGGACCGCAGCCAUGUGCAGAAACUACAGCUCAAAGCUUUGGACACGGUGCUUUUUGGACCACCUCUCAUGAAUCGACACAACCACCUGAAAGAUUUCAUGCUGGUGGUGUCGAUAGUGAUCGGAAUGGGGGGCUGCUGGUUUGCCUACAUCCAGAAUCGUUACUCAAAGGACCACAUGAAGAAAAUGAUGAAGGACUUGGAGGGCCUCCAGCGGGCUGAGCAGAGUUUGCAUGACCUACAGCAGAAGCUGCAGAUUGCCCAGGAGGAGCAUCGGACGGUGGAAGUGGAGAAGGUGAACCUGGAGCAGAAGCUGAGAGACGAGAUAAACGCUGCAAAGCAAGAAGCUCAGCGACUGAGAGAGCUGCGAGAAGGCUCCGAGAACGAGCUGAGUCGGCAGAAGUAUGCAGAAGAAGAGCUGGAACAGGUGCGCAUGGCUCUAAAGAAAGCUGAGAAGGAACUGGAGUCUCGGAGCGGCUGGUCUCCUCCAGAACCUCUUCAGAAGUGGCUGCAGCUCACCCAUGAGGUCGAGGUGCAGUACUACAACAUCAAGAAGCAAAAUGCUGAACGGCAGCUCCUGGUGGCCAAAGAAGGGGCAGAAAAGAUCAAGAAAAAGAGGAACACUCUCUUUGGGACGUUCCAUGUGGCUCACAGCUCCUCACUGGAUGAUGUGGACCACAAAAUCUUGGCUGCAAAACAAGCGCUUGGUGAGGUGACCGCCGCUCUGAGGGAAAGGCUGCACCGCUGGGAGAAGAUUGAGAUCCUCACAGGUUUUACUAUCGUCAACAACCCGGGCCUUCCCUCGCUGCUCUCCACCCUCAACCUCGACGCCAGCUUCAUGGGCGGCAGAGCCACACCGCAGCACUUCGUCAUGUCUGACGACAUGGACGACUUGGACGAAGGCAUGAUGUCUGGAAUCCUGCAAUCUCCCAGUAUGAUGUCCCUGCGCCAACGCCACAUUGACCCCCAGCUGGCUUUGGGUUCCCAGAGGUUGGUAGAGAGUUCCCUGCUUGCGGGGCAGCAGGGAGAGGGCAACCCUUACCCGUCCAAGCCUAGGCCUGCCUUCAGACAGUCUCGAAGCCAUUCGUUCGGGCAACUCGAAUGUCUUCCCCUGCAAACUCUCUCCUCAGCUGUGUCUCACCCGUCAGUCAUCUGCUCUUUCAACCCAAUCCCUCAGUCUGUGCCGUCCUUGUCCUCUUCCUCCUCCUGCUUGCCCAGCACCGUUGCUGGCGGUGUUGCCCUUCAUUCCUCCCAUGUACAUCAUGCUGCUUUCCAGCCCAUGGACCCAAUUCCUGAUUAUAUCUCCAAAGUUCACUCCUCAUGCAGCGAAAGUCUCGGGGACUUGAACCGCUCCGACUCCGACUCCUCGUUGUCCCUCUCGCAAGUCGGCGAUCGGCUCUCGGCCUACGGCUCCAAAAGCCACCUGAUCAAGCCCACCUCUCUGAUGUACGGCCUCUCCGGCCGGGCGGACGACACCGUCUCCCUGCACUCUAACGGGGGGAACCGGAUUUACGACGGCGGCGCCGCGGAGAACGUCUCCGGAAGCCCCAUCCUCAUGAAGGAGAUCCACCACAUGGAGAAGUCGCCCAGCCUGGGAGAGAUCAACAGCUUCUCCGAGUCUUCCCGAUCUUUCAGCCCCAACUCGACCGAGCCGGAUACUCCGUCUCCGACGGGCGGCCAGGCGGGAGCGGCGGCAGCGGGGGGGAAGGGCAGCAGUCGCAUCCCACAGCUGUCGUCCAAGAAGAGUCCUCUGGAGGAGGACAGCUGCUCUACGGGAGAAGAUACAGAUUCUGCCGUCAUCCGCAAGAAACACCCCUUCAAAAUCUUCAAGAAGCAGAAGAAAUGAGCAACAAGAACCAAAAGGCUGCCAAAGCUGCUUGACUGUAUUCCUCUAUUUGUCUUUUUUUUUCUUCUACUUCUUUUUGUAAUGUCUUGGGUUUAAUUACGGUCAAAAAGAUGGCACGUUGCAUUUUACCUGUAGGUUCCGACGCCUGCGUUGGCCUGUGGGAGCAACCCGCCGUCUGGCCUCCUCUGCUCGAUGGUCCAGCGCUUGAAGCGGAGCGCGGCGGGGCAGGUCUGUACAGUGGAAUGUAAAGUAUUAUUUAUUCCUGCAGGAGGUUGUGCCAGUCUGAAAGGGAAGCGUGUCUCCCUCUGGAUUUUUUUUUUUUAUUAGAAUUUUUUUUUCCUCGUUCUACAAUCUGACAUUUUGCAUGUCUUCACUUUUGUUUGACUGAUAUGCUCUUAGUGUUUGCUCGGUUCGUGUUGUUAUCCAGCGUAGAAAACACUCGAUGUUACUUUGAUUACUACUUAGCUGUCUAGCCUACCAAUUCAGAUGAAUGCACACUGUUUCUUGUGUUUUGUUCCUCUUUUUUUUUGUCUUUUUUUUUUCCAACUGGCAAGUACAGAUUUUUCUGUCAUUUGUUGUCUAGAAGGGUGAAAAUAUACAUCUAGGGGAACUUAAAACACAAUAGGAGAAGUGGUAGUUAGAGAUUUGGCUCCACCAAAAUGUUACUAUUUAGACACAGUGUAACAGUAAAGACUUGUAGAUGGAGUUUACAAGAAGAACAUCUGCUAAUGUUACGAAACGACAAUCACAUUUUAGGGUAAGGGCAUUUCUUUUUUUAAUGUUGAAUACUUGUUCACUCUGUACAAUAUUGGAAAGGUCCUGGAUGUCUGUUCUUUUUCUUGCUUUAAAGUCCAACUUUAUUAAACAAUAACCACAGAUAAAAAAAAAAGUAUUCAAUGAAUUGAAACCUUACAUAUGCGUCUCAUUUAAAUUUAAUUAACAUUGAAAAGUAAAUCCAAAACAUUUAGUUCCAGAAGUGAAGCUCAAAGGAACUAAACAGGGAUCAUUUUGGACAAUUGAUUUCUGUUCAUUUCAGCAUCAUUGUUUCCAGCUAAUGAAAAUCCUGAAUUCUGUAUUUGAGAUCACAAAGUCUACAUUACAUUUGAUAAAUGUAAUCGGUUUCAAAACAGAAAUGUUACAUCAUGGCCAACACCAUAUUUUUCUCCACCAUUCUGUCAUUGACGCCACCCAAAUGUAGGGUGGAGCCACAAAAGCUAAUUGCUGGCUGCUCUCAGUGCUCUAUUAAAGCCCGGCAGUGGAAGGUUGAGUGAAAGGAAAAAUGUGGCGCCAAAUGAUGCAUAAACAAUUUAUUUGCUUCAAGCUAAAACUCUUCCUGCAUCAGGUUCAGGAAAUGCACCAGCUGCAACCUGGGUCCUGGUUAUGUAUGCAAGUAAUCUUAGCUUCACAAUCUUUAGCAAGAUUGCUUCACAAUCUAGUAACUAGUAGUUAUCCCUAAUAACUGCUAGUUACUAGGGAUAACUACUAGUUAUCCCUAAUAACUACUAGUUACUAGCGAUAACUAAUAGUUAUCCCUUACUAAUGAGCCUUUUUUCUGACAUUAUUUUCUUUCCAUUUGUCACAGUCAGGACUUUGAAACAUUCAUUUAGAUAAAUCAACCACAUCCAUUUUAGAGCAUUUAAAGACUUUGAUGCAAUUCAUCUUUUUACUUACAAGGGAACCUUUGUGUUCGUGCGUUUCUGGUACGUCCGUAAAUCUGACACACAGCCGACAUCUGCAUUCAGCAAUGAAUGACGAAGCCACUUGUCUUGGCUCACUCUAGGUUAACAUUUGCUUCAAAAGACUGUCUGAUGGAACGAGAAGAGACUGUUGCUGUGCUAGAAGGAGUUAGCCCAACAGUGAAGCUGUUCAAGCCAAAAAUAGCAUCUCAGUGCUAAACAUGUAGCAGCAGUGCAGACAUCAAAAGUAUUAAGGUCAACGACCACAGUCCACAUUUGUAAAGAAGUUCCACGAGUGAAACACUGGAAAGCAGAACAGCACUUUGCACCAGUUCAGAUUAAAAACAAAUGUUAUUGAACUGUCUAUUUAUUCAAUAAUUACAAUAAUUAAUUCAUUACAGACUCUUCAGUUGACUAUUGAAAAUUUGAAUCAAGUCCCACCACUAGUUGAUGUGCUUGGAAAUUGCACUCUGAACAGCCAGCUUUUGUAAGUAACAACACUUUGUUUCUCACGUCUCCAACACAACUGACCUUCCUGUGAGUUUUCAGGCCAUAGCAUUUGUUGUGCUAUGAAAAAUACUUGCAGUCAAAUUUCUUGAGAAGCUGGAUUUAGGGUUUUCAUCAACUAUGAUUCAUAAUCAUUAAAAAAAGAACACACAAAAAAACCAAUUGAAGAACCAGUUGAAAUAUAGCAGUGUGUGGAUGAGUUUUCUGAACCAGUUCUCCUCUGCUUGGUAACAGACGGAUGAAGGUGAUUAGAUCAGACCUCACAUUUCUGAUCAGUUCUAUUAGAAAGGCAAAACUUUAAACUGCUUCUGUUCUUUUCUGUCUUACUGGUCCCCCUUUUUUCCACUUUAGUUCAAUGUAACAAAAAAGUAAGUAGUAAUAGUUGUUGGUAAGGGCUACCAUUGCAAGGAUAUGUAUUUGCUUAGCUGAAGAAAAAAAAAAUGUUACCAUUUAAGAUGACUUUUUAUAAAAGACUACAAGGUGUGGAGGCAAAACAACCAAUCGAGUAAAAGUGCCAAAUCUCUGAUUUGUUCAGAGGCCUUCGUAUUUGUGUUGUGUUCGAUCCCUUCGGCCCCUUUUGCCCAGAGUCCAGAGCUCCACGAUGUGCGCCGUGCCCCAGUAUAGAUACUGAAUGUCCCAGGGUAUCGUUACUGUAACAGUACCGUAGGUACAACAUGUUUACAUUCGUUACAGAUGAGUUCAAUUCUCAGAUUAUUUACAACACAGAAUGUUGUGGCAGUUUUUAAUGCAAGUUGCUUGGUUUUAAGCACAGAGCUAUGCAUCAGUAGUUGUAGUUGAUUUUUGACGUAGUGAUGGCGCCGGUCAUUUUUUAGGGCGCUCCUGUUAAAUGAUCAACCAAAAAGUGCUGCAGAAGACAGUUCGUCUCUCGCCGCCUCGGCCUCGUAAUGUAACCGGUGGUUCGGAUGCAGAAGACAAUGUUUCAGUUACUUAUUUAAGAGACCAGAUUGAAAACAUUCUUACUGGUACUUCUUAGUGUCUUUUCUACCUUUCUCCUUUUUGUUCUGUUUAGUUUUUUUUUCUCUCUCUCUCUCUCUCUCUGCACGACGGCUGUAAAUUGAAAAUGCCAUCUGAGUGCGCGGGGGUGUGUGUCCGGGUGUCUGUCUCCUCCCAGUAUAUUGCACUGUAAUGUUGAUGCAUGUCAACUACCAUAACAAAGCCUAUAUUGGGUUAAAAGAAUGGAUCAGCUUCAACUCUAACCUUGCUACUCGACUUUUCUUCUCAUUUUUGAGCUUAUAUUUAUGAAUACAUGCAGUAUAUUUGUACAGAGAAAAAUGAUAAUUUUGCAUCUGUGGUGGUCUAGACUUUGAUGGCACUCUUGCAUGAUAGCAAUAAACUAUUUUGAAUGAAAACAAA
Messenger RNA from Xiphophorus maculatus (southern platyfish), 6088 nucleotides. It is a transcript of the gene stim1a, whose product is annotated as stromal interaction molecule 1-like. The record is from RefSeq and is a predicted model, not a curated record. Gene Ontology annotation, biological process: activation of store-operated calcium channel activity; intracellular calcium ion homeostasis; store-operated calcium entry. NCBI's taxonomy places the organism in Eukaryota, Metazoa, Chordata, Actinopteri, Cyprinodontiformes, Poeciliidae. Gene Ontology annotation, cellular component: plasma membrane; endoplasmic reticulum. The coding region runs from base 162 to 2531 and encodes 789 amino acids. The transcript has 13 exons. Gene Ontology annotation, molecular function: protein binding; calcium ion binding; calcium channel regulator activity.